Entamoeba invadens IP1 is the source of this 906-nucleotide messenger RNA. RefSeq names its product P-glycoprotein. Gene Ontology annotation, molecular function: ATPase-coupled transmembrane transporter activity; ATP hydrolysis activity; ATP binding. The annotation marks the transcript as partial. The transcript has a single exon. NCBI's taxonomy places the organism in Eukaryota, Evosea, Mastigamoebida, Endamoebidae. The record is from RefSeq and is a predicted model, not a curated record. Gene Ontology annotation, cellular component: membrane.
AUGGCUAUUAAUAGCGCAGCAACGUCUUUUGGACAGAUCGGGAACGUCCUCCCAGACGUCGGGAAGGCUGUUUUUGCGGCUAAAGAGAUCUACGAUGUCAUCGAUCGAGUCCCCCCAAUAGAUAAGAUGACGUGUACACAAAAUGGGAUAGAACAUGUCGAAGGGAAUGUUCGAUUUAAAGACGUCCACUUUAGAUAUCCAACACGUCCAGAAAUCGAAGUCUUGAAAGGUCUCACUUUUGAAGCGGAAAAGGGGAAGACGGUAGCUUUGGUAGGAGCGUCCGGGUGCGGGAAAAGUACUACAAUUCAGUUGUUGGAGAGGUUCUAUGACGUCACUUCUGGCGAUAUUGAAAUCGAUGGACACAAAGUGAAUGAACUGGACAUCAAGUUUCUUCGCGAACAGAUUGGUUUAGUAGGCCAAGAGCCCGUUCUCUUUGCACAGAGUGUGAUAGACAACAUCAAGAAUGGAAUGCCUGAUGACUGCGAAAUCACUAAUGAACAAAUCUUUAAUGCAGCAAAGAUGGCAAAUGCACACGAGUUCAUUAGCGCUUUACCAGAAGGAUAUAACACUUUAGUCGGUGAUAGAGGAAGUCAAUUAAGUGGCGGCCAAAAACAACGAAUUGCUAUUGCGCGCGCUUUAAUUAGAAAUCCAAAGAUCUUAUUAUUAGAUGAGGCAACUAGUGCAUUGGACUCUGAGUCGGAAAAAAUAGUCCAAAGCGCUUUGGAUAACGCUGCAAAAGGAAGAACUACUCUUGUUAUCGCGCAUCGACUGUCUACCAUUCAAAAUGCAGAUAAAAUCUGCGUCAUUAUGAGAGGAAAAGUCGCGGAAGAAGGAACUCAUGAACAACUCAUGGCUCUCAAAGGAUUUUAUUACACGUUGGCUAUGCAACAAUAUGGGACUGUUUAA